Oryzias melastigma (Indian medaka) is the source of this 1235-nucleotide messenger RNA. Its product is annotated as integrin beta-2. Gene Ontology annotation, biological process: cell migration; cell adhesion mediated by integrin; cell-matrix adhesion. Gene Ontology annotation, molecular function: amyloid-beta binding; integrin binding. The transcript has 6 exons. The coding region runs from base 431 to 1216 and encodes 261 amino acids. The record is from RefSeq and is a predicted model, not a curated record. Lineage: Eukaryota; Metazoa; Chordata; Actinopteri; Beloniformes; Adrianichthyidae. Gene Ontology annotation, cellular component: focal adhesion; cell surface; integrin complex.
AAGGGCAAGUCUCCUCACAGUUCAGAGCAUCCGCUCUGAGAGCAGCACCUUUCAGGUGAGUUCCUUCCAUCAGAACCUCUCAGAACAUCUUUACCAGAAUUCACAAAAACUUCUAGAAGUUUCUGGAAAAGGAUGGACUUCUAGAAGAAAAGAACUGCUGAAACUUGGAUUUAUCUCUACUUUUUGGGACCUAAAGAGAUCUCCUGGUCUUCAGCUGAAGGAGUUCCAGGAUCUCAGAGGAGAUCCACCUGCAGAAUCCAUCUCAGUUCAGACAAACCUGCAAGAGCAGAAUCUGUUCGUCCACCAGGUGGCAGCAUUCUGCAGUCUGGAACCACAGACUGCUGUGAAGAUCUGAGUUUGAGGAUCUCAGCGGGUCUGAGAAGCUCCCAGGACCCUGUAGAGGCCAUCAUCUGGUCUGUGUCAGCAGGUCAUGGAUCAGGGUUCAGGGUUCCUGCAGCUGCUGCUGCUGAUGGCUGGAGGCGGGUUGGGUCAGCAGAAGGAAGUCUGCUUGAAGUCGGUGGUGAACUCGUGCUCUGACUGCAUCAAAGCUGGACCGUACUGCUCGUGGUGCCAGCAGCUGAACUUCACUCGUGGAGGGAAGCAGGAAACCAUCCGCUGUGACACCAGAGCGCAGCUGAAAGAAAAAGGCUGCAUGGAGGAACACAUCCUCUCUCCAGGGAACAAUAUGACCGUCAGUGAGAAUUUACCACUGUCUUCUUCAUCUGGGGGUGGAGAACCUGUCCAGCUGAGUCCACAGAAGAUCAGCCUGAAGUUGCGGCCCGGACUUCCAAAAACAUUCCAGGUUUCCUUCAAGAGAGCUGAAGGUUAUCCGGUGGAUCUGUACUACCUGAUGGACCUUUCUUACUCCAUGAAAGACGAUCUGGAGAAAGUGAAAGGGCUGGGAGAAGACCUUUUUGAAGCUCUGAAUAAAAUCACAAGAGAUGCUCGGAUAGGGUUUGGUGCCUUUGUGGAUAAGACGGUUCUUCCUUACACCAACACCAACAAGGAGAAGCUGCAGAGACCCUGUGAGAGUAAAACAGAGGAGUGUCAGGCUGCCUUCGGCUACAGACACGUCCUCAGUCUGACAAACAGCAAGGAGAGGUUCAGGACUGAGGUUUCUGGGCAGAAGAUCUCUGGGAACUUGGACUCUCCAGAGGGGAGUCUGGAUGCUAUGAUGCAGGCUGCUGUGUGUAAGGUAAGACCUCCUUUCACUUGAGGAACUGGAUCCUUUCUAA